Molecule: messenger RNA, 519 nt
Organism: Abrus precatorius (Indian licorice)
Lineage: Eukaryota; Viridiplantae; Streptophyta; Magnoliopsida; Fabales; Fabaceae
Product: zinc finger protein 2
Exons: 2
Coding region: 1-519 (172 amino acids)
Biological process (GO): negative regulation of abscisic acid-activated signaling pathway
Source: RefSeq, a predicted model, not a curated record
AUGAGUUUCCAUCCUAAUACUUCUCUUCAUCUAAGCCAACCAGAUGAGAAUCAUCUCAAUCUAGCACUUCUCCUUGAGCCAUCUUCAUCUUCACCUUCACCUAUUAGUCCCAUUGAGCCUCGAAUAUUCUCAUGCAACUAUUGCCAGAGAAAGUUUUACAGCUCUCAAGCCCUUGGGGGCCACCAAAAUGCUCACAAGUUGGAAAGGACACUGGCCAAGAAGAGCAGGGAACUCAAUUCAACCAUGCAACCUUAUGGAGGACCUGAGCAGCGAUCAAACUUCACUGCUUCACACCCUUUUAGUCAUGCUCUUGGGGUCCUUGAUAGCCAAGGACAAAGCUUGAGGCUUGGUGGAAGGAAAGACUUUAGUUAUGGUUCCAAGGAAGGGGUGGCUUCUUGGUCAAGGGGUUAUACUUCUGAACAUGUUCAGGAGGAUAUUAGCCAACUUGACUUGUCGUUAAGAUUUCUCAUAAUAAAUGAAUUAUUUUUUUUUGUAAAAAAAAUGCAAUUUGUUCUGUAA